Messenger RNA from Polistes dominula (European paper wasp), 816 nucleotides. It is a transcript of the gene Atox1, whose product is annotated as Antioxidant 1 copper chaperone. Gene Ontology annotation, molecular function: copper chaperone activity; metal ion binding. NCBI's taxonomy places the organism in Eukaryota, Metazoa, Arthropoda, Insecta, Hymenoptera, Vespidae. Gene Ontology annotation, cellular component: cytosol. Gene Ontology annotation, biological process: copper ion transport. The record is from RefSeq and is a predicted model, not a curated record.
UUGCCUCUAUGAUUGUAUGUUAUUAGUUAUAAGUGAAAUUGUUGAAAACUUGAUCAAACGAUUAUCAUCAAUAAUUAAGAACUUAUCUUUUGAUAAAAACUUGUUUGGUAUAUCAAGAAAUAAUACUUGGUGGUAAGAAAAAGAAGGAGAAAAGUAACUUUGGUGUUAUAUGCCACGUCAAAUCUUUUAUAUAUUUUUUCAGUGAUAUUAUGGCGUCGCAGGUCUACGAAUUUCGAGUUGAAAUGACGUGUGAAGGAUGUGUCAAUUCCGUUCAAAAUGUUCUUAAUAAAAAGGCAGGUGUAAGUGAUAUUAACGUUAACUUAGCUAAUAAAAUGGUAUCUGUGAAAACAACAUUAUCCUCCGAUGAGGUAUUACAAACUAUCAAAAAAACUGGCAAGGAGUGUACAUUUGUAGGUGUUAAACAAUAAAUUUGACACAAACGUUAACACACAAAUAUAUCUAAUACUAUGUAAUUCAAAUAUUAUUUUCCUUCUGUUGAACUAUUAAACCGUUAAAUGCAAUAUUUAAAUGGAUUUAUUAUGGUUUUCAAAAUGAUAACAUCUAAACAAACUUAUCGAAUUCAUAAAAGGUAACUUAAUAAUGAAAUAUAAAUUAAUAAGAGUAUGGUGGUGUUUUUAUGUUUGUGCAUGUGUAUAUAUAUUUGAAAUAUAUUAAAAAGUACGUAAUCCUUUUUGACCGUCCUCCCAAGUACUUUGGAAUUAGUCCCCGCAAGAAUAAAAAAUCAAUUGCAUUAAUUAGGAAAAAAAGAAAGUGAGAGGGAUAAUGUAAAUCGUAAUAUAUGGCAGUACAUCAUGU